Molecule: messenger RNA, 2817 nt
Organism: Arctia plantaginis
Lineage: Eukaryota; Metazoa; Arthropoda; Insecta; Lepidoptera; Erebidae
Source: the annotation of a GenBank genome assembly
AUGUCAUCUCCUCCUCCCACCAAACCCCCUAGAGGGGUCAAACAAGGAAAAGAAACAAGUGGUUUGUUAAUGUCAGUGAUUCGCACCCUCUCUGCAAGUGAAACUAAUGAGCAGCGAGAGAAGGAGAGGGCUAAACUUGAGAAAGAGUAUAAAAAAAGUGAUGCCAGGCUUGAUGAGCUGGUGGCUAUGCAUGCCCAGGAAAUAACGGAGGUCAUGCAGAAAUUCAGUAGUGUGGUCUCAGCUCUGACGGUAUGGGGUCAACACUGCGAUGCGGUUGUCGCACGACUAGGCGCAUGCCGUGGCUUAUUACGGUUGCGUCGUGAUGACUUGAAAAGGCUCUGGGCAGAUGCACGGACACAUCAUUAUGCUCUGCAAAUGCUUACAGAUAUUGAACGAGUAGUGGUGUCUGAACGCGAGGCCCGUGAGUCUUUAGCGGCUGGUCGUGUGUUGGCGGCCGCCCUCACAUUAAAAGCUGCAUUGGAUACGGCGGAUACUACACUGUCGCAUGUUGAUGCGCUGAAUACAACUCGACAACAUUUGCAGGCGAAGAAAUGCGAGCUAGUGGACGUGAUAGUCCGGCGGCUGAGCGAGGCGGUGUACCGCGACGAUCGCGCCCCCCUGUCGCGCUCGCUGUCCGCGCGCAGGAGGACCGCGCUGCUGCUCGCCGAGUUAACAAAGAGCGAGGAAGUGACCGACGCGUAUCUCCAAGAAGUGACCCCCGAGUUCGAAGCGUCGCUGUCUGAGGAGGAUAAAACAUUUGAGACGACUGUCAUGAUAUCACUGGAAGCGCUGGGAGUUUUGGAACAACUGAAAGAAGCUACUGAGAAAUUUAAAUGCCAAAUCCAAAACGAACUCCUUGAAGUAAUAGACUCAGUUUCCCGGCGUAUUAUUGAAGAGGGAGAGGUAGAAGUGGAUGUAGAAUUGGAAGAGGAUGGUGAGAUACCUGACAGUGAGGGUGUGACAGAGACGGGGCGACCACUCGCGAGGCUCGUUACUAGCCUCAGUGAAGAGUUUAGGGCUUGUGCUACAAGAAAUAAGAGAUUAUUACUUCUGUGGAGAGCAUCGCUACAAAAAUAUCGUUUAUCCGACUCUUGCCUCCACACAGAGCAACAUUAUUGGAGUGCGGUUCAACAAGUCCUGCAGCUGCUGCUGACGGAGUACCUGGAGAUAGAGAGCGUGAACCUGGCGGCGCAGCUCCGCGCGGCGCCGGCGGAGGGCCCCGCCGACCUGCGCCUCGCCGACUACUUCGCCAAGAGGCGCCCGCCGCACCGACGGACCAAGCUCUUCAAGCUGCAAGGUGUGUCGGUGGUGGCGGCGCCGCUCCCGACGCGUGGGCGCGCGCAGGCGCCGGUGUGCCGGCCCGCGCCCGCGCACCUGCACGCCGUGCUGCCCGCGCUGCACGCGCUCUGCGCCGACAUCGAAGUCGGUCACGGUGUGUCGGUGGUGGCGGCGCCGCUCCCGACGCGUGGGCGCGCGCAGGCGCCGGUGUGCCGGCCCGCGCCCGCGCACCUGCACGCCGUGCUGCCCGCGCUGCACGCGCUCUGCGCCGACAUCGAAGCCGUCACGCUCGGAGGAGAAUGUUCUCUCCGAGCGUUCAUUACCGAUUACGUACGUUCAGGAGAGAGUGAACGUCUGGCGGCGGCGGCGAGGUCUGCCAUCGACGAGGUCAUGAGGUCGCCUAGCGCUUGGAGGGAAAGGGGACCUCCUCCUACUAAUGUCAAGUCUGGGGCGGGGCACCGCGUGAUCUUCACGUGCUGCGGCAGCGGGUGGCAGGCCGUGUGGGCGGCGGCUCGCGCGGCGCGGCGGUGCGCGUGGUGCGGCGGCGCGUGGGCGGUGCGCGCGCCGGCCGCGGCGCUGGGCGCGCUGGCGGCGCACGCCCGCGCCGCUCACUCGCGCCUGCGCCCGCCCCCCGCGCACGCCAGCCGCGCCGCCAAGUGGCUGGCCGACGACGACAUCGUGCGCUUCCUGCAGUCGCUGCACAACUGGCUCGCGCUCACGCAGCCCGCCACGCGCGCCUCGCCGCAGGACUUAAAACAAGCGUACGAACGUGAAGCCGAAAUCCUAGGCUCCAGUUUAGGUGACGGAGCCGUAACCCGUAAAGAGAUUAUAUCUGACACGAAUGCACUCGCUGAUCUUGCUGUGUUAUGUGAAACUAUGGACUGGCUCAGCACAAACAUUCGAAGUCUCCCCUCAAUGCUUAGCGGCUCUGGUUCUGUGAAGUUAUCGGACAAGUUCUUGAACGACAUAUCUUCCGCCGCAAUGAUAUUCGAUGAGAUCUCGCACAAGUGUCUGCUGUUCCUACAUUUAGAGAUGCGCAUCCAAUGUUUCCACUACCUGGGCCAAGAGGAACGUUCUACAGACAAUACCGAAGAAUCCGAAGGAGGAGGCGCAGCACAGCUUGCGCAGGCGCUGCUGUCGUUCCACGAGCAGGUGCACAACGUACUCGCUCCACAUAGGCUAGCGUACAUAAUGAACGGUGUAGGCGAGAUGAUGUCUGCGGGUGUGGUGUGGCGCUGGCAGGGCGAGGCGGGCGCUCGAGGCGGGGACGCGCGCCUCGCCACGCUGCGCCACUGCCUCGCCGCGCUGUCGCUGCCCCACGGCGGCCUGCACCGCGCGCACGCCUACCUGCACCUGCUCACGUGCGCGCCCGAGGAAAUAAUAACAGCAGUACGCGAGAAAGGUGCCCAAUUCACGGAGUUAGAAUACUUAAACGCUUUCAAAGUAAUAGAAAAUCGCCGCGGCAUACCUCCGGCGGAGAUGCGUGUACAUCUCAAACAGCUGUCUGCGGCAUUAGGUCACGUCGGAGUCACUGUGUAA